GUAUGUUUGCAAACACUCUGAAAGCUCUUUCCAUCAGACCUGAACGCCGGAAACCACAAAGGGCAGUCAAGUUUGGAUUUUCAAGGAGAACGUCAGGGUAAACUUUCGCUCUGCCUGCAUCCGAUCAGCCAGUGCCUUGGGAGGGUCUCUGCUUAAUUCUUGAACAAGUUCGGGCUCCCGGAUAGCCACACUUGCUGACCCAGGAGUGAAUUACAGCAGUUGGGCAGCUUUGAAACCCUCUGUUUAAAGUGCGAUCGUCUAUUCAGGCCGGGGACCCUUUGUUAACUCUUGAACUAAGAUCAGAGGGGGCACAUGGAUACAAGCGUGGAUGAAGCGCAUCCUCUAUCUUUGCUCCUUCUGCUCUGAAGCUUUAUAAAAGACCCAAGGAGAGCUUCGGAAAUCAUGCAAUGUUCUCUCCAAGUGUGCUCAGGCACCUAGCUUCUGGACCUAGAAACUUCUCCAAAGACAGACCGGGAAGUCUGGAUGGACCAGCAUUUCGGCUACGGCAGCUUCCAGUCUCGUCUUCAAGGUGAGAGAGUCAUCUGCGCGCUUUUCCGCAGAAAAUGGAAAAACGCAAAUCGGCCGGACUGCUUGCCCUGCCGUCCCCGCUCCGUACGGCGCCGCUGGGCGCGCAGCCGGGGAGGGAAGCUUGCAGGGUCUCGGCGCGCCGGGAUGCGGCGGACUGCGCGCGGAGACGGCCGUGCCCGUCCCUGCCGCUGGGGGGCGUCGCAGAGCCCGCCUUUCUGCGCCAACGCAACGAGCGCGAGCGGCAGCGCGUGCGCUGUGUGAAUGAGGGCUACGCGCGCCUCCGCCAGCACCUGCCGCGCGAGCUGGCUGGCCAGAGGCUCAGCAAGGUGGAGACGCUGCGCGCCGCCAUCAGCUACAUCAAGCAACUGCAGGAGCUGCUGGAGCGCCACCGGCCGGACUGCAACAGCGAUGGCGAGUCCAGAGCGUCCUCCGGGGCCUCGCCCUGCAGCGAGCCUGAGGAACGUGGCUAGCAGCGCCCUGGUCCACCAAGGCUUUCACCGUUGCUUCUCUGGGCCUCAGUCUUUAAACCAAAAACCAAAACCAGAAAAGAACUAAGUGCUUCUGGGUCUGGGAAAGAAAGGUAAUUUAAGGUUUAGAGGGUUUGGGUUAUUUUUUUUCCCCCUCCACUCUCAUUGGUCCCGAGCUUGCAGCUUACAAAUGCUUAAGGAAACUCAUUUCCCAUACUUUUGAAGCACAAAAGGACCAUCUCAAAUCUAUGCGGUGAUUUUAAAAACACAAAGGACUGUCAGAAACCUUAGCCAGAGAAGAA
Apodemus sylvaticus (European woodmouse) is the source of this 1297-nucleotide messenger RNA. It is a transcript of the gene Ascl4, whose product is annotated as achaete-scute family bHLH transcription factor 4. The coding region runs from base 564 to 998 and encodes 144 amino acids. The transcript has a single exon. Gene Ontology annotation, molecular function: RNA polymerase II transcription regulatory region sequence-specific DNA binding; DNA-binding transcription factor activity, RNA polymerase II-specific; protein dimerization activity. Gene Ontology annotation, biological process: regulation of transcription by RNA polymerase II; developmental process. NCBI's taxonomy places the organism in Eukaryota, Metazoa, Chordata, Mammalia, Rodentia, Muridae. The record is from RefSeq and is a predicted model, not a curated record.